CCUAUCUAGCUUCCUCGGAUACAGAAAGUUUCUCAAGGACUCAACAGAACAAUAAUGGAUCUUAAGCUUGGUUUUUAUGUUCUCUCCCUAAAUAUCCUAAUUCAGCUGGUUGCUUAUGGAGCAGAAGCUAGGAAAAUGGUUGAAGGGAACCUGCAGGGCAAAAUAUUGAACUCUCCACUUGCUCAAAUUGGUGUAAAUGGAAAUUUGCAAAAUACAGACGACACUGAAAAUUACUUGAUAUACAACAACCAUGGAGAUAACAACCAUCAACAAGCCAAAACAGAGAACGCCCAAAUUGGUAUCACAUCAUAUGGUGAUCUGCGGAAUGAGGACGACACUCAAAAUUACUUGAUAUACAACAACAGAGGAGACAACAAUCAUCAACAAAACAAAACAGAGAAUGCCCAAAUUGGUAUCACAUCAUAUGGUGAUCUGCGGAAUGAGGACGACACUCAAAAUUACUUGAUAUACAACAACAGAGGAGACAACAAUCAUCAACAAGCCAAAACAGAGAAUGCCCAAAUUGGUAUCACAUCAUAUGGUGAUCUGCGGAAUGAGGACGACACUCAAAAUUACUUGAUAUACAACAACAGAGGAGACAACAAUCAUCAACAAAACAAAACAGAGAAUGCCCAAAUUGGUAUCACAUCAUAUGGUGAUCUGCGGAAUGAGGACGACACUCAAAAUUACUUGAUAUACAACAACAAAGGAGACAACAAUCAUCAACAAGUCAAAACAGAGAAUGCCCAAAUUGGUUAUCAUCAUAUGGUGAUCUGCGGAAUGAGGAUGACACUCAAAAUAACUUGAUAGACAA
Messenger RNA from Solanum tuberosum (potato), 814 nucleotides. Its product is annotated as GATA zinc finger domain-containing protein 14-like. Bases 55 to 807 code for a protein of 250 amino acids. Lineage: Eukaryota; Viridiplantae; Streptophyta; Magnoliopsida; Solanales; Solanaceae. The transcript has 3 exons. The record is from RefSeq and is a predicted model, not a curated record.